This is a messenger RNA of Xenopus laevis (African clawed frog), 1425 nucleotides long. It is a transcript of the gene havcr1.S, whose product is annotated as hepatitis A virus cellular receptor 1 homolog. Lineage: Eukaryota; Metazoa; Chordata; Amphibia; Anura; Pipidae. The coding region runs from base 187 to 1371 and encodes 394 amino acids. The transcript has 9 exons. The record is from RefSeq and is a predicted model, not a curated record.
UAGUAAUGUCUCUGUGCAAGUAUAUCUUAUACUAACUGUGCUAAUAACGUGUGUAUGUCCUCUGAGUGUGUGUGUGUGUGAGAGUGUGUGUGUGUGUGUGUGGGAGUGACUAAAUAAGUCAUGCAUUUAGAAACAAUAAAUGUCUCCUGGUGUUGCUCACUCUCUGCAUGACAUUUCUCCGGCACAAUGUUGCACAGCGCAGCCACCAAGCAACUCAUCACUGCAGUUCUGCUGCUCUGCUCAGUCACUCUCACAUGUGGAGACGAAGUGUUCGGAACGGAAGGUCAACCCGUUAUUUUGCCAUGUACCUACAAAGUGAGCAGCACAAGUGAUAUCACUACCAUGUGCUGGGGCAAGAAUACCUGUCCUAGCUCAAAGUGCAAUCAACCUCUCGUUUGGACUGAUGGAUAUAAAGUGACUUUUACAUCGUCUAAUCGCUAUGAGCUAAAUGGUCCCAUUCCAAAAGGAACAGUGUCUCUUACCAUUAAGAGCGUAACCCUCGAAGAUCAAGGGACUUACUGCUGUCGCGUGGAGCAUCAUGGCUGGUUUAAUGACAUGAAACUCAACAUCAGACUAGUGGUGAAAAAAGCUCCUGUAACUACUAAAUCAACAAUAACUACAUUAAGGACCACUACUGAAACCAUAAAGCCAUCAGCUAAGCCAACAACGAUACCAACUACCACAUAUGUUCCAACCACUGGUAAUUUCAUAACUGAACAUGAAGAUCAUCACACCACAGAGUCUCCUCCCUCCUCCCCUACCUGGGUUCCACAUUGUAAUGAGGCCACUCUACCUACACAGUCCACUGAGCCAAAAACUGCCAAUGAGAUGAGCACCAAGACUUAUGGAGAGUUUAGCACAGAGGCUCCAACUUACAUUCCAGAAGAGAGUCAUUUGCCGACCACAGAAUUUACCACCUCAUUUGGAAAUGAGAACAGAAGUCCAAGAGAAACUACACAAGUCAAUCCCAUCCCUACAACAGAAUCAUCAUCAUCCUCUCCCUCUGCAACAACACAGGUAGAUGAGAUACACCCAGAGCAGGGACCCCUGGACAACUCACAACCAGGAUCCUCGCCAUUUUCCGGGAACGUCACCAUAGUUGAGACACAGAAAGCAGGAAUUCCUCUGUAUGUUCUCAUCACCGUUAUCAGUGUCUCAGUCAUACUCAUAACUAUGGUCACACUCCUGGUGUUGAAACUGAGAGGAAAGGGAAGCGGAGCUUAUUUUUUCCAUCAAAAUCCCAGUUUAGAGCUUGUUACGCACGCUGAUUACCUGGCUGAGGGUGCACAAACAGGAGAACCAGAACUACACAAAGCAGACUGGCAAGUCAAAGCUGAAACAAAUACAGAUAAAGAGAAUAAUAAGCCAUAACUCAUUGCAUUUGAUGUUUCACAUGUAAUUUCCCAUUUAGAAUGACACAUUUUU